Molecule: messenger RNA, 2524 nt
Organism: Penaeus chinensis
Lineage: Eukaryota; Metazoa; Arthropoda; Malacostraca; Decapoda; Penaeidae
Product: probable palmitoyltransferase ZDHHC24
Exons: 6
Coding region: 146-997 (283 amino acids)
Molecular function (GO): palmitoyltransferase activity
Source: RefSeq, a predicted model, not a curated record
AAAAGCUGUCUGCUACUGUCACUUAACUAUUGAUGAAGUUACGACAUAUUUCUCCACCAUUACAUAUUUCCUCUCCUUUAGCCGCUUCUUCGUGUAUGAAUUAAGAGGUGUAUAAUCGUUACGCAAGUUUUUGUUUUAGUGGACAAUGGCGCACAGCAUCAGAUUUAGGAAGAAAUUGAUGCCGAGGAGCUUUGCAGACUUCUGUGCCGUUGUGUUUAUGUGCUUUGCAAUUCCGGCCAUUUACGUAUUUGAGGUUUUCAUUGUUGCUCCAACAAUAUAUAAUGCAACUCUCAGUUUUCUCCAUGGCAUUGCUGGAACUUUUAUUGUUGCCAACAUUAUUGGUAAUUUCAUUGCAAUUAUGCUUGUGGAUACUUCAACACAAGGAUUAUUACUGCCAUCACAGGUUCCAUCUGGUUGGCAUGUUUGUGCGGCAUGUGAAAGCACAGCUCCAGCUCGAUCACGUCACUGCAACACCUGCAAUGUGUGUGUCUUGAAGAAGGAGCACCAUUGUGUCUUCACGGGCUGUUGCGUGGGCCUCAAAAACCAUAGAUAUUUUUACAUUUUCUUAUUCUACAUGUGGGGAUCAACUUUAUAUUGUUCACUACUAAAUGCCUUCUUCAUUUGGCCACAUGUUGGAGGUUUCAGCAUGUGGGCAGUAGUGCGUCUACUUUUACCUGGAGUGUGGAUCUUAUGGGAACCUUCUUUGGACACCCUUUAUGCUUUCUUGUUCUCGAUAAAUGUUAUUGGCUUCUUAUUCAUGACUGUUCUGAUCUUCUACUAUACGGGACUCCUUGUUACGAACACAACUACCCAUGAGAAUAAUAACCGCAAGGGGCAGAAAUAUGAUCACGGGACAGAACAUAACAUAAAGGUUACGCUUGGAGAACGUUGGUAUCUCACAUGGAUCUUCCCAACCAUGUCAUCCCCACUGACGUAUGAUGGUCUGGAUUGGUCCAAUCAGAUCACAAGCAGGAGUGUUAGACCUAAGACUAGGUAAACAACCUUUUAUUACUCUCAGUCCCACACUAGACUAUUGUCUACUAUGGAUGUCUUUAAGUACAAAAAAAUAUUAUGUAUGAUUCACCUAUGUGGAAAAAAUAACUAUGAUGUAAUUGUCUUUCACAAAUAACCCCAAAAAUGUAGCAUUAAUUAUUGUAAGCACAUAAAAGGCAAAAUACUGCAAUUUGACCUGGUAAAACAUAAAGGUAUAUUCUUCCACUGUUGUGGAUGUUGAAAUCUUGUGAUGCCCUGAAGAAGACUGCAUGAAGUGGAUUUUUAUAAUGUUGUUACUUCUUUUUCAAGCUAAAUACUCUGUAACAUCUAAUUGCAAUGGACAAUCACAGGAAGGUAUAUAGAAGAGAGUAAAAGUCACAUUCUCUACCACAAAUUUAGCCAGAUUAUUUUAUCACAUUGCACAUGCUCUGUUUCUGCACAAAUGCAUUUCUUUGUCCAGGAAUAUUUAGAAAGAUCACUUUGUGUUGGAAAUAUUCAAAUUGAACCUGGAUAUUUUGUUUUAUUGAUAUCCGUUAGUCUCUAGUCAGGUAAAAUUAGGUAAUUCCUUCCUUGUCCAGUUUGCCAGUGUCAUAUUUCAAUUUUCAGGUGGUACCUUAAGCAUCAUUUUAAGAUAAACUGAAGGUGGUUAUCAUUUUUCAGUGAAUUUAAAUAUGAUCAAAACAUAUCUUCAUGGAAAGACAGCUUUUAUGAAAAGAAACUCUAUGUUCAUAUGAAUACUUGAUUACAUAUAAUCUCAGUCCAUGAAUGAAGUUACUUAGGUAGAUUAGGUGUAGAUCAAGUAAAACCUAGUCAGUAAUUUUAAGCAAUACCUUUGAUUAACAAGAGUUUUCAUCCAGGAAUACUGCCUGUAGAUAAUAAUGUUGAUUUUUCCUUAUAUCUUGAUGCUAAUUUCAUUAGCUUGUAAUUAGGAUUGAUAUGCCGCAGGCUAACUUGAUAUUGUCGUAAAGUUAGUGAAGUCCAAUAUAUUUUGAUUCAAUGAUUUUUUUAUUUGCUUUGCGCAUUUUAACAUUUUCAGUAUUAUUUAAAUCCUGGCUGAAAGUUGUAAUGAAGGAGAGUAAUGUAAUUUAUGAAUGAAGGGCAGGGUAUUGAAGUCUAAAUCCAAUAUCUAUGCAUGCUUAUGCACAUGGUAGACAGAUGAGCAGACAGUCAUUUACAUACUCAGGUAGAGAUGCAGAUAGACCAAUUUUUAGAAAUCCACACAUCCCUUUAUGUACGUAGACACAUGCAUGUACGUAGACACACAAAUGAGCUUGCAGAUGUCCAACCAUGAAUACAUCCUUUUGCAUACGUGCAUGUACAGAUGCACAUUCACUCACACUCACACACUUACAUGCCUGCACCCAUGCCCAUGCCAGCACUCACACCUAUGCUUGCACAAUCCUCCACACCCAUGCCUGGCCCCCUGUCCACUUCCAUGUCUCUUUCCACAUCCACAAUCACAUCCACAUCCAUACUCACAUGCACACACACACACACACACACACACACACACACACACACACACACACAC